Molecule: messenger RNA, 522 nt
Organism: Peronospora matthiolae
Lineage: Eukaryota; Oomycota; Peronosporomycetes; Peronosporales; Peronosporaceae
Source: the annotation of a GenBank genome assembly
AUGGUCAAGCAACAGCCGACCCCUCUCGACGGUAUUGCGACGGCCAACUAUUUCCAGGCUCUCCAGUCGAUGUCGGUCACGUUUGAAUCGAAGAAUGUGACGGCGGACAAGACGUACGGGGUCCGGUACCAUGUGGCUCCGGUUGAUGUGAAGCGUCCAGACUCGAUGAAGACCUCGACUGAAUCAGCCUUCUUCGUCGAGAAGCACCAUACGAAGAUCAAGAAGGCCUUCAAGGCGACCCCUAUCAUGGCAGUAACGGAAGCAAUGCUCGAUGAUGAGAAUACGGCGCUUUUUAGCGUCCUUCCGGAUCGUCUCGCGGAGGCGGACACGAAGGUGGAUGGUGUGUGCAAGCUCUUUGAAAACGCAACGAACAUUGACCAUACCACGAAGAAAGCCAUCGAGUGUCCGCUUGCCUUCAAUAGCACUAUGGCUCUCAAGAUGGCCGGGGAUGGUCACGAGAUCGCCGAGCUGGCUCAGAUGCACGUACAACCGCGUUUUCAGUGCUACGUGCCCCGGAGAUGA